Messenger RNA from Candidula unifasciata, 1203 nucleotides. The record is from the annotation of a GenBank genome assembly. NCBI's taxonomy places the organism in Eukaryota, Metazoa, Mollusca, Gastropoda, Stylommatophora, Geomitridae.
AUGUUACAUUUCUUUUCCUUUCCUCUGAGGAUAGAGUACCGGCCAGAUCACCUAGUCACUUCCAAGGAAAUUAUUUCUCUUCAGACCGCAAUGAUCGAUUCCGACUUCCGCAUCUCUCACGAGCUCCCAAAGUGUUUUAAUAUUUUACCUUGGCAUGAAAGAAAGAGCGUGUGUGUGAUUUUGAUUCUGGUUCUAACGAUUGUCACGUUUUCGUCGGGUGUAUCGUAUGUGUCCAAGUAUCUAGCUAAGACACAGAUGCUGCACAGUGAAAGUGAUUUGGAUUUUCAAAAUAAAUCGAGACAGUUGUCUGGUAAUGGCCUUGUGUCGAAGGAAACGACAUCAAAGAACCUGUCUAUGUACACACAGAAGGAUAUAUUAAAGAGUUCUGGAAAUGCCUCUCAUAACACGAAGCUGAAUAAGAAAUAUGUUGUGGAUCAUAGCAAAAGCCAGCUUCAAUCUCCAAUCGCUCAGCAUAUCAAUGGGACCAACCACUCACAAGACAAAUUGUCGUAUUUUCGAUCAAAGUUAUCAGAAGCAUAUGCUGUACUUCUGUGGAAAACAAUCAAUGUCUUUAACUCAGUUAUGACUGAAAAUAACAUAACAUACAUGAUGUAUGGCGGAACACUGAUUGGCUCCUACAGACACCACGGUCUUAUACCCUGGGAUGACGACGUCGACUUUCUUGUUCCACUUGCAGCAAACGAUUCUGUCCAACAAGCAUUCUCACGGAUAAGCCACGAAUACACCAUUAACAAGGACUUAAAAUAUUACUGGAAACUGUACUCAGUCCACGCUGACCCUAUCAACCGGUACAAAUGGCGCUGGCCGUUCCUGGAUAUCUUCUUUUUCGCAGAGAACCAAACUCACAUCUGGGAUGUAACCCCGUGGUACGCCGAAUGGUUUUGUUAUCCGAAGACGAUAAUAUUUCCGUUAAGGAGAAGACCUUUCAUGAAUCUAACACUGCCGGCUCCUCACAACCCUCGUGCUGUGAUAGAAACAAACUACAAAAUUGACCGAUGUAAUUCUGGACAGUGGCUUCACAGUGUGGAGGGGCCUGUUCAUGAAGACAAAGUUCCAUGUUCCCUGUUAUUUUCUAAAUUUGCUUUCGUGCAAAGGGCUUACAUGAAUGGAGGUUGCAAUGAAACAUUAGUUAAAAAUGGGGAAAUAGUCAGCUACUUCUUUGAUGAAGGACAGAAUUGUUGA